This is a messenger RNA of Anopheles arabiensis, 1310 nucleotides long. Its product is annotated as prostaglandin F synthase 1-like. The record is from RefSeq and is a predicted model, not a curated record. The transcript has 3 exons. Gene Ontology annotation, cellular component: cytosol. Bases 297 to 1238 code for a protein of 313 amino acids. Lineage: Eukaryota; Metazoa; Arthropoda; Insecta; Diptera; Culicidae. Gene Ontology annotation, molecular function: aldose reductase (NADPH) activity.
CAUCACAAUCACAGUUUUGUAAGAUACACCCGCAAGAAGAACCUCCAGAAAAAUCUCCAGAUUGUGCCCUCGUUCCAUUUUUUUUGCCUGCUCAUGCUGAUAAUGCUGUCUCGCAUUAAGCAAACCGCACCGAACGGCUUGUUUCACUUUUAGUCCACACCAAAAGCCUGGCGGAUGUUCUUGCGGUUGUGCAUACGCUUCAUGGUCUGGUAGUAUAAAUUGUCCAACAUUGCAGCGAGGGCGUUUAGUACAGUUUGCUGAGUGCAAUUAACCAAAGCAAGCCGUGAGAAAGUGAAAUGGACGCGAAAGCGACACUAGUGACCCUGAACAAUGGGAAAAAGAUGCCCGUGCUUGGGCUGGGUACCUACAAUCUCCGGGGACAAAACUGUGUCGAUGCGGUAAAAACAGCAAUCGAUGCUGGCUAUCGGCACAUCGAUACGGCUUCGCUGUACCAGAACGAGGCAGAAGUUGGGCAAGCGAUAAGGGAAAAGAUUGCCGAUGGUACCAUCAAGCGGGAGGACAUUUUCCUUACCACUAAGCUCUGGAAUACAUCGCACGAACCGGCCCAAGUGCGCGAAGCGUUCGAUGCCUCACUCUCCAAACUCAACGUGGACUACGUGGAUCUGUACCUGAUGCACAGCCCGAUCGGUGCUACGGUGGACUCGAACGGCACUACCGUUCUUACCGACGUAGAUUACGUCACCACGUGGAAAGCAAUGGAGCAACUGCUCGAUACGGGGCUCGUUCGCAGCCUGGGAGUUUCCAACUUCAAUUCCGAACAGUUGCGCCGUGUUCUGGAGAACGGUUCGGUGACCCCGGUAACCAAUCAGGUCAAGUGUCACGUACGCUUGAAUCAGAAAAAGUUGAUCAAAUUCUGCAAAGAUCGUAACGUGAUCGUAACCGCGUACAGCCCACUGUACCGGCCGGGCAGUACGCUCGGUCCGGAAGACGGGAAAAGCUCCAAACAUCCAAUGGAAGACGCGCGGGUUGUAGAAAUUGCGGAGCGCUACAAGAAAACUCCAGCCCAGGUACUGUUGCGCUAUCUGGUCGAUAUCGGUACGGUGCCGAUUCCAAAGUCGGGCAACUCGGAACGUAUUCGGCAGAACUUGAACAUCUUUGACUUUGCACUGACGCCGGCAGAGGUCGUUACGCUCGAUGCGCUCAACACGGGCGAGCGGUUGGUGAAGUUUGAGAUGGGAUUGGCCCAUCCGUUCUAUCCAUUUGAAGCGGAAUUUUAAGUCCACUUGGAGCUGGAGGCGGAAGUGAAUCUUUAUCAGUGAAAUAAUCAAAUUAACAAGGUUUUAAGAUAA